AUGACACAAAAACGGGACGUCAACUCUCGCAAAGGGACACUGAGUUCGCAUUUUCUUUGGUCAGGCGAUGAUUGGCGCUCAUGGAAGAGUCACAUCGAAGAAGUCGCCAAGCGAUCUGACAUAUGGCAGUAUUGCAACCCAGCAACGGAGAGAGCAGAUCUGCCAUGCCUGAAAGAGCCAGAAGAGCCGACGAUUCGAUCCGUUCGAUCUCUAGCAGAAUCCCUGGUCGAUCUUGAUUUAUCCGAUUUCACCAAUCUCCAUUCUCUUGCUUCGAAGUACAAGGCCGAGCUGGCUACCUAUCAACAGAAGAAACAAGCCCUUGAAGAUCUCUCAAAUGAGAUAUUGGAAACAAUCUCCAGCGAAUACAGAUCUCUCGUGCAGGAUGUACACGGCCAGCCUUAUGAGCAGUUGAAGAUUCUCUCGGGCAUCUUUGAUCAUCCACCACGCGCGACACUCAAAAAGCUGCAAGCCGAUUGGAGCGCACUUCAAAACCUUGGAGCUUUACCUGAUGUGCAGAACUAUAUUCAACUCUGGCAGAGUCUCUACCAGCAGUGUGUUGACUGGAACUUGGUUUUGCCUCAAGGUCGGGAGAAUAGCUUCCUCCGAGAGAGAGCAUUUUUUGAAUCCUUGGUACCUCCAGAUGAGCAGACCGAGGCGUAUCGGAAAAUCCUCACUUUUCAGCCCUGGUUCGACAGUACUCUUUUCUCAUCGUACCUCGACGAAGGCAAGAACCAAGGGGGCAAGGCUAAAUGA
Penicillium daleae is the source of this 753-nucleotide messenger RNA. RefSeq lists its product as uncharacterized. The transcript has a single exon. Lineage: Eukaryota; Fungi; Ascomycota; Eurotiomycetes; Eurotiales; Aspergillaceae. The record is from RefSeq and is a predicted model, not a curated record. The coding region runs from base 1 to 753 and encodes 250 amino acids.